GAGCGUGACUGCCGCCGAUCGCGGUUCCAUAUCCCAUUCAUAUCCUCCCCGCGGCGCGCGGCCGCGCCAGCACCACCCAGCAACCAGAUGCGCAGCCGACCCGCCAGUAUGGCAGCGGGGCCCACCCCAUCCGCCGCGGCGGCGUCGUUGCGGCCGCCGCCGCCGUGUUUCGACUACCGGGCGGCCGUGCUCGCCGACACGCGCGCCGCCGCCGCAGGGAACCCUGCGCUGGCGGGGCUGAUCGAGUCCGGUGCGCUCGUGCGCGUCCCGCGGCGGCGGUUCGGCCCGGUCCCGGCGUGGCGCCCGCCAGACUUCGUGGAGCCUGAGGAUGUGUGGAUCCUCGGCACCUCGCACCUCUCCCGGGACUCCGUCGCCGACGUGGAGCGCGUCCUCCGCGCCGUCCAACCCGACAAUGUCGUCGUCGAGCUCUGCCGGAGCAGAGCUGGAAUCAUGUACGCGUCCAGUGAUUCUUCCGACGAGCCGCUUUUGAAGUCCAACAUGUUCUCUCUCGGUGGCUCCAAGUUCUUCGGCGCAGUCAGUAGAAGCAUCAACCUGGGUGGGCAGAGCGCUCUUGCUCUGCGUCUGCUCCUCGCUGUUUUUUCGUCUAAAAUUGCUUCCAGUGCGAACCGGCCGUUUGGAGAAGAGUUCCGGGCAGCUAGGAGGGUGUCUGAAGAUAUUGGAGCUCAGCUUGUUCUUGGGGAUCGCCCCAUUGAAAUAACUCUUGAACGAGCAUGGAAAUCCCUUACAUGGGAUCAAAAGGCAAAGCUACUAAUCUCACUGUUCCGCGGAAUUACUUCUAAGACUCACACGCCGCAGGAUGAGAAAGCCGCCGUCAGCCCAUACGAGUUGUACGAGAAACUGAGCACAUCUUACCCUGCACUGUUGCAGCCUCUCAUACAUGAGCGCGACAUGUUCCUCGCAUGGUCGCUGAAGAGGAGCAAGGCUGUGAACAAGAGCAGAACUGUCGUCGGAGUUGUAGGGAAGGGGCACAUCAAUGGCAUCGUGUACGCGCUGAUCUCUGACCAGGGGGAUCUGAGGUUCCGAGACCUUGUUGGUAGAGCAUCAUCUGAUACAUGGGUCAGCUCACUCGUCAAGGGCCUGGUAAGGGACACUGUAAUUGGUCUGGUCCUUUGGGCUCUGUAUGAACAGCUGCAGGCUGUGCUGUAGAGUAGAUGGUUCAGACUUCCACAAGGCACACAAACUCGGUACUGUUCUCAACUUCUUACAAGCUGAAACAGUGGAACUGAAAUCCGAUACCAGCGGAAAUCUAAAACUUGUUCGAAGUGCCUGUACAUGAACUUGAUACUGUCCCUGUUCUUCACAAGGUUGAUUACUUGAUUAAAGUACCUGUACAUGAACUGUCAACUGCUGUUUUAUCUUCUGAAUACAUCUACAUUGGACAACAAAACACUACCUGUAUUUUUCUACUUUUUUGCCAUUUCAUAUUUGGGUAAAGCAAAAAAAAAAGAUGCAUUAUGUGUA
Zea mays is the source of this 1482-nucleotide messenger RNA. Its product is annotated as traB domain-containing protein. NCBI's taxonomy places the organism in Eukaryota, Viridiplantae, Streptophyta, Magnoliopsida, Poales, Poaceae. The transcript has 7 exons. Bases 88 to 1167 code for a protein of 359 amino acids. The record is from RefSeq and is a predicted model, not a curated record.